Messenger RNA from Dioszegia hungarica, 4914 nucleotides. RefSeq lists its product as uncharacterized. The transcript is spliced from 5 exons. Lineage: Eukaryota; Fungi; Basidiomycota; Tremellomycetes; Tremellales; Bulleribasidiaceae. Bases 1 to 4914 code for a protein of 1637 amino acids. The record is from RefSeq and is a predicted model, not a curated record.
AUGGCCUCUUCGCUAGACGACGAGACCCAACAGCACUCUAUCAACCCGCACUCCUCUCCCCAAUACAGCGCUUCCUCCCAACUCUCGCCUGAGCAGCCCUCUAUAGCUCGACCAUACGGCAACCGCCGCAUCCUCCCACCCAGUAGCCCCGUCGGGGAGUCGUCCCUCGCUUUCGUCCAGGAACAGCUGGAUCAAUCCCGCCUCGCCCCUGCAGAAGAGGACGAGAGCCUUCGGGAGUCUCUAAUCGACCGAGGUGUCCAGGCUGUGCAGACAGGCAACUUGCUGCGAGUGGGGGCGGCGACAUCGUCGACAAGGCCAGGAUGGAGUGCCUUGGCGCCGACCUCGCAGUUCACCGAUCCGGGAGGGGACGGGUUGAUGCAGGAGAUACACGAGCUGGAUCCGAGCUCUCCUGUCCCUCCUGGGUCGCCGAGGGCUCCUCAGCCAGAAGAAGAGACGGCGAAUAUCUCCACAUCGGGCAGCUCUCCCCCUCCGGCUCCUCCUACCCGCCCACCGUCGACCCGGAAACGGAAAGACAUACCUACUCCGGCUGCAUCAACCGUCACAACCCCAUCUAAAUCUACCAUUCCCCAAAAGCCUAUCUCAGCGCACUCUCCCGCUCGACUUCGGAUGGCUGACACGGCGAAGCCCCCCACACGGUCGUCUAGGGCGAGUUCCUCCUUCCUCCCCGCUGCGCCGGUAGCAGGCCCAUCUCGGUCCCGGUCGGCGAAGAAGCAGAAGGUCGUCGAGGAGGAGCCGGAUAGCUUUGCGGGACCUGUACCUGUCCGCUCGGUCACACCAUCAAGAUUCUUUGACAAGAUGUUCAGCCCAAAAGGGCCAGGCAAGGGUUUGCAGAUCCCGCCUGAGAUGCGGAGCUCGGAUGGGCGUAGCCGGUUGAGUGAGGCAGAGGAGGACGAGGAUGACGAAGAUGAGGAAGGUGAUCAGGUAGCGGGGAAGAAGGUGGUCUCGCUCGAUAAGGGAGUUGCUCGAGCCGGAGUUGGCAGGAUAGGAACGGAAACGCGCCAGUCGCCGAGGGCGAAGAGAUCUCUCAGUCGGACCGUCUCCCGUCUUUCUUCAGGCUCGAACGGCAAAGCACGCCAGAACGCAAAACGUCCCAUAUCGCCCGAAGCCGCGGCGGCCGAUACCUCUACCGAGUCCCGACCGCUCUUCUCGCCACGGAGUCCACCUCUCGUCCCCGCCUCCUCCGAACCCAGUGGCUCCAUGCCCAACAAGCCACACUCCCCGAAAAUCCCAUCCCCUCCUGCCCAAAACCACGAAGAGCUGUCACUCAUCAGUCGCCCACGGCGAGGCUUCACGAAUGUCGGCAUGUCGUUGUCCCAGAACGACUCGCCGAAUUCUGCCAGUGCACGUCCUGAUCGGCGGGAAUUGUUCUCUAGCCAGGGCGACCUGAGUCAGCUGGACGCCUCCCAGAGCCAAAGUCAGGGAUGGGCGAACUUCCCUCCAACUCAGGUCAGGGCGGUAUUGCCUUCGCAAGAUGAGAGUUUGGAGGGAGACCAGGGCCGGACGAACGGCGAGGGGGAGGGAGAGGAGCAGACCCAGCUGGUGUCGGACGAAAGUCACGCCCGAGCUAUGGAAGUCGUAGCUGCCCGCAGACAACGGGAAGAGGAGGCCCGCAGACACCAGGAAGAGGAGGCAGCGGCGGCGCUGGAGAUGCCUGCGGGUCAGCGGGUGCCCGAGGUGGAGACGCAGAGGACAUCGGAGGGCGGCACGCAGAAGAGCAGUGUGGGGGAUGGGAGCCAGCGGGGGACGCAAGGCGACGCGAUGGUACUGGAGCAGACGCAGCAGGUCGCCCCGGAGAGCUUGGAGCGGGCGCAGGCGGCUUGGAAGGCGAGGAAGGACGAGGAGAGGGAGCGGCAGCGGGAGAAUGAGAGGUUGAAUCGGCUGGCUCAGAGACGGUCUCCUGCUCCGCCCGCCGAGGAGUCGGCGCAGUCGUCCCAUCGCGGCGAAACGCAAUUAAUGACGUUUCAAACUCGGCGGAGCGACGAGGAACCUACCCAGAUCGUCUCGGACGCAUCUCAGCAGCGGGCGGUGGAGCUUCGGCGGGCCGACGGGACGGGCCAACGACCGACGCCUGAGCCGGUUGCGGAACAGCAGGUCAACCAUCGUGUCCCGCCCAGUCGGCAGCUAAGGCGGCGGAAUGUGCAGGAGACAAGGAGUGCGCCUCAGCCUGCUCCGUCGCCUGCGAUCGUCCCCCAGAUCGCCGUCGGUGUCGCCUCGGGUCGAUCACGUACAGAUCCGGUGGCUAGCGCCACACCGGCUCGUCUGCCUACUCCGCCAGCCCCGCCUGCAGCACCUGCGACAGUACCCGCUGUAGCGGCUCUUCGGACACCCGGUCGACUCCCGCGUCGAGCACAAAAUAGUCCGCUCGUCGAGAUACAGGUGGAGACCGGCUCGCCCAAUGUCCAGGGUCCAAGCUCGUCCAUGCAGGAAGCGGAGGACCUGCUUCAGCUAGGAGUUAUCACUCAAGCCUCUGAGCCCGCUCGGUCGCCAUCUCGGUCUUGCUCGCUCUCGAGGCCUAUCCAGACGCCAAGUCGGCGUGCUAAACGGCCCAGGCUGGUGCAGACUUCGUCGUCUUCCGACUCACCACCUGCCCCCGAGCAUCGGGGAAAGCGGGCUAAGAUCGCACCCGCUCUUCCGCCCGCUCGGUCUGGUAUGAGCGUCGACGAGAACCCACCUCCGGCGGCGGAAGCGGACGAGUCGGCCGCCACGGACGAAGACGCCGAGAGCGUCCCGUCUCUUCCCCAACCUACCAAAUUGCCCACACCUGUCAAGACAUACGGCACGAGGCGGAACGGCGCUAGCGUCACUCCGGCGAAACCACCUCCAAAACCCGUCAGGCCCAUGGUUGAAAUCCCGACCAAGGAGAAACGGCUGUCCAAGCCGAGUCGUCGAGCUACAGAGGCGGCCGAGGCGGAAACUGUGCGAACACCAAAGCCAGCCAAAAGUGGCGGAAAGAAGCGCAAGGCUGCAGCGGACGACGAGGAAGGCUCUCCGGACCCACUCGGCUCUGUCAUUGACGAAGACGAAGGGCCGGCCCGCGACGACCGGAUGGAGGUGGAUGAGCCACCUGAGCCGGCCAGUCAGCCCACUCCGCAGGAUACCGAGGACUACUCGUAUCGUCCGGUCAUCAAGCGGGUUAGCGGUGCGAGCGUGACGUCUAAGCCCGGGAAGAAGUCUGCGCCAAACAGCGAGGCCUCGUCUAAGGCGAAGAAGGCGCCAGCUCCCGCGGCGGCGGUAGAGAAGCCAGCGAGGAAGGUGUUCAGCGCGGUGAACCGGUUCCCUUCCUCCAACCUCUCGAGGAACAAUAGCGGGACGGGCGGGGCGGUAUCGGAUACGGACAACUCGAAGGUGGUCAAGACAGUGGAGAAGGGGGCGGGGAAGAAGGCUGCUGCAAAGAAGGCGGACGAGGAGAUGUCGGAGUUGUCGGAGCCGGAGAGUCCGCCGACGCCGCAGGACCCGGACGACGAAACCUUCAAGCUGUCCAAGAAGGCCGCGCCGGCGAAACCUCUGAUUUCGGACAAGAAGCGUCUCUCGCGUCAAGCUUCGGUCGCUUCCACAUCAAUGUCGACCGCUCCGAGCAAAGGCAAAGCUCCGGCCAAGGCAAAGAAGCGGAACUCCAAGCUCUCGGUCCUGGCGGAUGACCCACCUCUCCCCACUCCUACAUACACUUCCCAGCGGUCCACGACGGAGCAGGACGAAGCUGAGGACAAUGUCACCGAUCGCCCAACCGUCUUUGCAUACUACGGCCCCAAUCAAAGCUACUACCCUGCCCACGUCGUCGCUCGGGUCGGAGACAUCUAUCGCGUCCGGUACCUCGACGGCGAUUCGGCUCAUGUAGCGCUGGACGAGAUGCGUCGGUGUGAGCUCCGCGUGGGCGAUCGGGUCAAAUUUGACAUGCCCAGCAUGAAGAAACGGAUCGACCUGGAGAUUGCGGCGGAUUGGGCGGAGGGGGAUGGGACAGUCAGCGUCAAGGGCAAAAAGGGGGAUGUGGGGAUGUACGACGUCGGCGAGGUGCGAUUCGCGCGCGCGACGGUACUCAAGCUAUUCGACGACCGUCUCGUCUCCGCCGAGACCUUCUCCGACCUCCCCGAGGAAGAGGCGGACGAGUCGGACGUUGAGCUCGCCAAGCGCUCGUCGGCCUCUGUCGUGUUCAAGACCAAAACGGGUACGACGACGUUCUCGGACAAGAUCUUCCUCAUCACCCCGACGGACGAGACGACCGCCCAUCUCCGGAAUACGAUCACUCGGAACGGCGGGCAACUGUGUGACUGGAGCGAUCUGUUUGAAGGGACGGAGUUUGGGCAUCCGCUCCGGGCAGAUCUGGGACGGGUGCCGUUCUUUAUCAGCACGGGGGACGUGGAGGGGGCGCGGACGGGGAUGAAGGUCAAGAGCAUGGCGGCUCUGUGUUUUGGUGCGCCGUGUCUGCACCCUGGCUAUGUGGAGGCAGCGCUGUCUGAUCCGAACUGCGAUUGGGUUGCACACCUCGUCAGCCCCGGUACAUCCGCCAUCACCCAGCAGGCCGCUUCUCAGAUCGUCGAUCUGGCGUGGGGGACCGAGUCCUGGUCUAUCCGGAAUGCGCGCCACAUGCGUCGGCCCCUCGCGAAUAAGCGGAUUCUGUUCAUGAACCUGAACCCUAAAGCUGUCGAUCUCAAGAAGAUUGUCGGGACCUGCGCGUUCGGCCUGGGCGCAAUCUCCUUUGACACGAUCUCGACCCUCGAAGGCGUCAAAGACGACACGUACGAUAUCCUCAUCCUGAACAGCGCAGAGAAAGAUCGCAGGAAGAAGGAUUUGCCGAAGGGUGUGAGCGGGAACAAGAAGGCGUGUGAUGUGCUUUGGCUGAAGCAAUGCAUGGUGUCGGCUGCUUGUCCACCUUUGAAGCUUAGCGGGUACAGCUAG